AUGGAGAAGCAGAGUGCACAUAGGACUGAAGGAUUUGGAGGUUCUGGUUACCAGUGUCGUGGGGUGGCCCCAGAAGUCUCCGAGGUCGAUGAGAUCAAGGAGGAGUGGCUGGCCCUGGUGAUUGAGGGCAUCACUGGGGGGCUUCUGCUGCUGCUGCUCUUGGUCGGGGUGAGCUGCUUCCUGUGGAGGAGGCUCUGUGCCACCAUCAUCACCUAUGAGGAGCUGCCAGAGUCACCAGCCACAGGCACUAGAGGACCAGGGGACAGACUCUGCCAGCCAUGCCCUGGGACCCAGCUAGGCAGGCCACCAGCUAUGCCAUUUGUGGUGCCCCCUUCCCUCCAAGCCCGAGACUGGGUGUCCCUGCACGGCAGAACAGGUGCUCAGGCCCCUCAGGACCCCUGUCCAACUCCAGAGCUCCUGUGCCAUGCCUCAGGGGGCAGCUGUGAGGAUGCCUGUAUGGUGGGGACUAUUAACCCUGAGCUGUACCACCUUCCAGAGGACACAAGUGAGACCCAUUUCCCUGCUGGCUGCCUGGGCCGGCUCUGGUUCUCUCUGGAGUAUCAGCCUGAGGCUAAGCGGCUGCUGGUGGGCCUGAUCAAGGCACAGAAGCUGUGAGCCCCCUCAGAAAUCUGCAGCCCCCUCAUGAGGCUCCAUCUGCUGCCUGAUGAACAACACUUCCUCCAGUCCAGGAUCAAAUGAAAAAUCUCCGAUCCGAAGUUUCAUGAGCACUUCAUCUUCCAGAUACUGCUCUAGAGCAAGAGUAUCACCCAGAGAGUCCUGCGGUUCUCAAUGUACCACGUGGACAGGCAGAGGAGGCACCAGCUGCUGGGCCAGGUGCUGUUCCCUUUGAGGAGCGAGACUCUGGCAGGUAACAGCCACCACAUCAUCUGGAGAGACCUGGAGCCUGAGAGCCUAGAGCCCCCCUCAGAGUUUGGUGACCUGCAGUUCUGCCUCUGCUACAACAACUCCCUGAGCUGCCUGACAGUUGUGGUGUUGCAUGCCAGAGGUCUCCAGCUCCAGGAGGACCGGGGCGUGGCGAGUGUGUUUGUCAAAGUGUCACUGAUGAACCACAACAAGUUUGUCAAGUACAAGAAGACAUCGGCUGUGCUGGGCUCCGCCAAUCCAGUCUACAGUGAGACCUUCUGCUUCAAGGUCAAUGCCACCAAGCUGGACACCACCAGUAUCAGCCUAAUGGUGCUGCAGAAUGCCAAGGGUGACAAGAUCCUCCCGCUGGGCCAUGUGGUGGUGGGGCCCUACAUGUUCUCCCGUGGCAGAGAGCUGCAGCACUGGGAUGUGAUGCUGGCCACACCCAAGGAGCUGGUGAGGUGCUGGCAUGCACUCUGCUACCCUGUGAAGCCCUGA
Molecule: messenger RNA, 1362 nt
Organism: Octodon degus (degu)
Lineage: Eukaryota; Metazoa; Chordata; Mammalia; Rodentia; Octodontidae
Product: synaptotagmin-15
Biological process (GO): regulation of calcium ion-dependent exocytosis; cellular response to calcium ion; calcium-ion regulated exocytosis
Molecular function (GO): syntaxin binding; clathrin binding; phosphatidylserine binding
Source: RefSeq, a predicted model, not a curated record